CACACCGGUUUGUCAAACAGGUUUGUCCUGUGCUGUAAAGCUGCUUGAAACACACUGUAGGUUAGCACAUUGUGUUCGCUGGGCUACAACACAAAGAAACCCAGGUGAGACUCAGGAGCUCAACACAAACUGUGAAGGAAGUCCAAAUGUCAAGGAAUUAGAUUUCAGCUGAGUUGCUGAAGUUCAGUCUCUUCAAAUGUGCCAUUAAGAUGAUCAUGAGAGAACCAUACAGCAGCACAAACAAGCACUGAGGAGAAAACAGCUUUAAUUCCAAGGUGGCUCAGGAAGUGGACAAGACACGACUGCUAGGUCACAAAAUGCCUGUGGAAAGGCUUCAACAUUCAGUGAGGCAACCAACAAAGACUGCUGUCGCUCCUGCACCCCCGCGCUUGCGGCCCAAGGGGCCAGUGGGGCCAGAUUUCUACCGGAGGUACCCGAUGACUCCGGGCAGACCAAAGCAGAGUGCUGUGGAGAGACUGGAAGCAGACAAAGCUAAAUAUGUCAAGAGUCAGGUAGCUCUUACCAAGCAGCAGCCAAUCAGGCCUUCAGAAGUGCGGAAUCCCCUGCUCAGCCCCAGCUCUGCCCCGUGGCCCAUCAGAAAGACCCCGGUACCAGAUAAAGCAAAGCAGGAAGGAGUCCAGCUUGAUGUGGAGCACCUGAGUAACCUCAUCAGUGGAGUGCAUGAUACACCCCAGUUCAAUGCAACUGUAAAGUCAAAUGACAGUAAACCUCCUGGUUGUGCUGCAGCUGCACACAGUUCUCCCUGUCCUACUCCUCCAGGAGCACAACAGAAAAAGGAGAGACCAUGUCCACCUCCACGCCCUAAUUGGUCCAGUGCAGCUAAAGUGAGAUUAAAAGCAUCUGGAUCUGCUGAGGUAGAAAGCACAAGCUCUCCUGGGCCUCCAGUUUCAGGGACAGUACGCAGAGUGGACGUGGUGCCCCAGGCCGGCCUUGUGAGGACUGCCGUUAGGCAACCUCAGGUCAUUCGACGGCCCCUUCAACCAAUUUUUUUACAGUCCAAGUUGCCACACUGCCCAGCUGCUUCAAAUCUGCGUCUCUUUCACCCUAGAACAACACCAGGUCCUUCUCCUCGGAAACCAGUCGUCGUUCCAUCAAAACCUGAUACCUCUUCCACUUCUUCAGCGAAGUCGCCGGUUCCUGCUCCACCUCCCCCAAGCAUCCCUGUUUUACCUCCUCCCUCCCCAGCAAUUACCCGUUUGUCUUCCACCAGCUCCAGGAAACGCCCUUCUCUGACCCGGUCUAAGUCAGACAUGAGCGAUCGAUACUCCCGAGCUGGGACAGACCUGGAGCGCUUCUUCAACCUGUGCGGCUUGGACCCUGCAGACCUGCAGGAGCUGACAGGAUCUGGCUCUGACAUCGUUUCCAUGGCUCGUUUUCGCAGCGUGAGCGCUCCGGGGUCCGAGUGUGCGGGCUCUGACAGAGAAGGCGAGGAUGACGAGGAUGAUGAGGAGGCUGGCAAAGCUGCAGGUCGUGUUCCCUAUGGUGUUUCUGUCAUUGAGAGAAAUGCACGAGUGAUCAAAUGGCUCUAUGGAAUCAAGCAGGCCAAGGACAACACAACUAAGAGCACCAAUUUAUAGGCUGGUGUUAAACAUAUAAGCUUUAAAUUAAAAAUAAAAAUGUCAGCUUUACUUUUUUUUCCAGCACAAACUUUAGUUUGGCAUGAAGUGAUGGUGCCCUAUUACUGAGCUGCCAUUACACCGAGGAAUGUGAUAUUAAUGGGGAAGUAUUUAAGAAAUCCACUGUGAGUUGAUUUUCUUAAUUUUUUUUCCCCAAUAAUUAGAUCAUUUGAGCCAUAAUAUUUGUUCUGGAAGUUUUUCUUGUGUUAUGUUGACGAAUGCUGUGCUUAUUUGCAAAUGAUUACUUGUGUGUGUCACGAUCGGGCCUGUUUGACAAUGAAGUGACAUCUCAGUGGUUAAAAAUAACUUUCUGCUGUGAAUGGAUGCCAUUAAAGAGCCAAUUCUGCAAGAAUGUGGUUUGGUUCUGCCUGAAUGAAUAACAAUAAUUUAAUAAUCAAAAAUAUCAUAAAAUGUAAGAUUUUUCUAUUGAAGGACUAAGUACACAGUUGGCCUCAGACCCAGCAGACAACGUUUUUUAUAGACCCCGUGCAUUGUUGCCCACCUACUCGGUCAGAAACAGGCAGAAACAAGCUUCCAUACUUUCUAGUUUUACUUUGAUACCCGUUUCAACAAGACUUACCUGCAUUUCACUGAUGCUCCACAAGAGGUCACAGCCAUCCAUACUAACAUUAUUUCAGCACACCAGUACAGAAUUAAUCUGCAAUUACUUACUGAUAAUACAGUGAAAGCUGUGGCCUUUUCCCAGACUCCCAGAAUUGGAACUCUUAUGAAAAUACGGAGGCCUUUCAUUUUUAAUGUAAAAGGUACCUCGACACUUAAUCUUAAUUUUAAUAUAUUUAAAACACAUUCCAUAAGUUUCUCAUUUCAAACAGAUUUGCAGGAAGCAGCACAAUCCCUGGUAGUUUACAUGCGUUGCUGUUGAGCCACCUUAUUUGUCCUUAGGUAUGAGCUUGUAGACUGAAUAAGAAUACUCCUAUUCCACACAAAAGAGCCGUUGAAGCAGAGUCCAAUUUCAAACAAGUGGGAUUUAGCUGCGUGUACAGGGACAGCGUUACACGUCCAGUGAUACUCAAGUGACAUUAUUCCUCCUCACAUCAAGAAUGAGUUGCCUUAAGAAUUUUUCAAACCAGUUACAAACAUUUAAAAACAAUUUAUUAAAGCAAAACACAAACAGGAACUCGUGCAGAGAGGAUCAGCAGGGGGUAAGGAACCUUUUUCUUCUGCUUUUUCUUCUUUGCAUUCACAUUUAAACCCUUUAAUUGAAGUUGGAUAAAUUCUACAGUAUAGAAUGCAUUUGUUUGCAUUUUCAAGUGUUUUUGUGGUCCCUCAUAGUUAUAGUAUCCCAAUUUUUCCUUGAUUGUUAUCAUUAUUAUCAGUAUCUCUGAACUCAGUGUAUUAGUUUUGUCCUCUCAAACUUAUGCUGGUGAAUUAAAAACUUUUUAUUCACUGAGUAGCAGCAAGCUCCUGUAUUUCUUUCAACGCUUGUGUCAAACCUGCAUUUGUUAAGUCACAUGCAAAAGUACAUUUUCUCUUUCUUACUCCUUUUUUGUC
Archocentrus centrarchus (flier cichlid) is the source of this 3149-nucleotide messenger RNA. It is a transcript of the gene fam110a, whose product is annotated as family with sequence similarity 110 member A. The record is from RefSeq and is a predicted model, not a curated record. Lineage: Eukaryota; Metazoa; Chordata; Actinopteri; Cichliformes; Cichlidae. The coding region runs from base 318 to 1598 and encodes 426 amino acids. The transcript has 2 exons.